Messenger RNA from Papilio xuthus (Asian swallowtail), 810 nucleotides. The record is from RefSeq and is a predicted model, not a curated record. NCBI's taxonomy places the organism in Eukaryota, Metazoa, Arthropoda, Insecta, Lepidoptera, Papilionidae.
UCAAAAACAUAUUUACUCUUUGCCUUUGCUCUUUGUCAUUUUAUGUUUAUCUGUGAUUAUCUGUCUCUUUCUUUUCUAACUCAUUUUGCUCUGUGGUAAGGUGAGUUACUAACAAACAUGGGGAAGGGGAAUAAUAUGAUCCCAAAUGGCCAUUUCCAUAAGGAUUGGCAAAGAUUCGUGAAAACUUGGUUUAACCAACCUGCAAGAAGACACCGCAGGAAGCAAAACAGAAUCAAGAAAGCAAAGGCAAUCGCACCUCGUCCAGCAGCAGGUCCCCUACGACCGGUGGUGCGAUGCCCUACUGUUCGGUAUCAUACUAAGGUCCGCGCCGGGCGUGGAUUUACACUUCGCGAAAUAAGGGCCGCUGGACUCAAUCCGGCUUUUGCUAGAACUAUUGGUAUCGCCGUCGAUCCUCGCAGGCGUAAUAAGUCUGUAGAAUCUUUGCAGACAAAUGUUCAAAGGAUAAAGGAAUACAGAGCUCGACUUAUUCUGUUCCCUAAGGGCAAGAAGGUCCUGAAGGGUGAAGCUAAUGAAGAAGAACGUAAGUUGGCUACACAGCUUCGCGGCCCCCUAAUGCCAGUGCAACAACCAGCACCUAAGUCCCACGCCCGUGUCAUCACUGAAGAGGAGAAAGACUUCAAGGCCUAUCAAUAUCUGAGAGGAGCUCGUUCUAUUGCCAAACUUGUUGGUAUUAGAGCUAAGAGAUUGAAGGAUGCUGCUGAAAAUCCUGAUGACGUCACUAAAGCCCCAACAGGUGCAAAGGAAGUGAAGGCUAAGAAGUAGUCUGAUCAAUAAAUAUCUUUAACAUAA